AAAAAUGGCAACCCAGUAAUAAGUCCAUGCUUGCUUGUUGACAUUCGUUUUUAACGUUUUCUCACUGUGUUUAUGCAGUACAGUUCCGCUAACCAUGUCGAGAUUAAUCGUAAAAAACCUACCGAACGGGAUGAAGGAAGACAGGUUCCGGACCUUAUUUGGAGCCUUUGGGACCCUGACAGAUUGCAGCUUGAAGUUCACUCAAGAUGGCAAGUUUCGCAAAUUCGGCUUUGUGGGUUUCAAAACGGAGGACGAUGCAAACAAGGCGUUGAAGCACUUUAACAAGAGCUUCGUGGACACGUCCAGAGUUACGGUGGAAAUGUGUAAGUCGUUUGGCGACCCUACCAAGGCCAGAGCAUGGAGCAAACACACCCAGAGUUCAGGCCCAGGGCCAGGCACCAAGGAGGCCAAAGAGGGAAAAAAGGACAAGAAGAAGAAGAAAGAAGAGAAACCCAGUGUUCUAGGAAAACUGGAAGAGGAUCAGGGCUUUAAGGAGUUUGUGUCAGUACAUCAGAACCGCAGUCAGGCCCCUACCUGGGCUAACGACGUCGUGGACCAAUCGGCAGCCCCCGAGGUUGGGAAGGGAACGAAUCAGGAGAAGAAGAAGACCAAGAAGAAGCCUUCGUCGGAUGAUUACCUCAACUUUGAUUCAGACCAAUCAGAUGAUGAGGAAGAAGAAAUGGAGGCGGAGGAGGAGGAUGGUGAUGAACAGGGUGCUACUAAGGAGGCUCUGAAGUCUGGCCUGUCUGAUAUGGAGUACCUGCGGUCAAAGGUAGCACAGCCAGGGGGUAACGUGGAGCAAAGUGAGGAGGAGGAGGAGGAUGAUGAAGAGGAGGAGGAGGAGGAUGAAGAUGAUACAGGCCCUGUGCCUACUGACAGUGCCUAUGAAAGUGGAGACAGAGAUGUCCUGAAGGCCAAAGCCUCGGCCCCGGCCUCAGCCCCUGCCCCGACCUCGGCCCCUGGCCCAGAUAAAAACCUCAACAAAGCAGCCAGCAAGUCUGCCAAACAGGAAACAGAGCCCACCACAGAGUUCCAAGUAAAACUGAGAGGAGCUCCAUUCAAUGUCAAAGAGCAACAAGUACGGGAGUUCAUGACCCCUCUGAAGCCUGUGGCCAUCCGGAUCGGCAAGAACGAGACGGGAAACCGGACAGGGUAUGUCUACGUGGAUCUACGCUCUGAAGAGGAGGUGGAGAAGGCCCUGAAAAAGAAUAAAGAUUACAUGGGAGGGCGUUACAUCGAGGUGUUCCAUGUGGGCGUGCGAGGGCAGGCCAGGAUGCCCACACAGGAUGGCGGCAGGGAGAAGAGCUUCACCCGGACGCUGAAGGAGGACGAGGAGGAGGAGGACGUGUCCGAGUCCGGGCGCCUCUUCAUCAGGAACCUGCCUUACACCUGCACAGAGGAGGAGAUCAGAGAGCUCUUCACCAAGCACGGGCCCCUGGCUGACGUGGUCUUCCCCAUCGACAGCCUCACCAAGAGGCCUAAGGGGUUCGCCUUUGUCACCUACAUGAUCCCGGAGAACGCCGUGUCGGCUCUGGCCCAGCUGGACGGACACGUGUUCCAGGGAAGGAUGCUGCACCUGCUUCCCUCCAUUAUAAAGAAGGAAAAGGCUGACUCUACUGGUUACGGCUCGACCGCCUUCAAACGCCAGAAAGAUGCCAAGGACAAAGCCGCCAGUUCCAGCUCCCAUAACUGGAACAGCUUGUUCCUAGGCACCAGCGCUGUUGCCGAUGUGAUCGCCGACAAAUACAACACCACCAAGAGCAAAGUUCUGGACCAUGAAUCUAAAGGUAGUGUAGCUGUGAGGAUGGCUCUGGGAGAAACGGAGAUCGUCCAAGAGACGCGUCAGUUCCUGCUCGACAACCACGUGUGUUUAGACUCCUUCAGUCAGGCAGCAGGAUCCAGAAGCACUUGCGUGAUCCUGGUGAAGAACCUGCCCAGCGGGGUGUCUGCGUCCGAGCUGGAGGGCCUGUUCUCGCCUCACGGCAGCCUGGGGAGGGUGGUGCUGCCCCCUGCUGGACUGACGGCCAUCGUGGAGUUCCUGGAGCCCACGGAGGCCAAGCGGGCCUUCACCAGACUGGCCUACAGCAAGUUCCAACACGUACCCCUAUAUUUGGAGUGGGCCCCAGGAGGAGUGUUCACAGCAGCUGCACCUGUGUCAGAGCCAAAGCCCAACCCAGAGGCCCCAGCACCAGAGACGGCAGGAGAGGUGGAGAAAGAAGAGGAGGAGGAGGAGGAGGAAGAGGAAGAGGAAGAGAGUGCUCCGGGGUCCACUCUGUUCAUCAAGAACCUGAACUUCAGCACAACAGAGGAAACGCUAUGUGAAACCUUCUCCAAAUGUGGCAAAGUAAAGACCUGCACCAUCUCCAAGAAGAAGGACAAGACUGGCAAGAUGUUGUCCAUGGGCUACGGCUUUGUCCAGUAUCUGACCCCUCAGGCUGCGCAGAAAGCCAUGAAGCAGCUACAGCACUCCAAGGUCGAUGAUCACCAGCUGGAGCUGAAAGUGUCGGAGAAAGACACAAAGCCCGUGAAGACGCCUCGCAAGAAGCAGGCUGAGAAGAAACAGACGAGCUCCAAGAUCCUCGUACGCAACGUCCCCUUCCAGGCCACCGUCCAGGAGAUAAAAGAGCUCUUCUGUACGUUUGGGGAGCUGAAGACCGUCCGUCUUCCUAAGAAGGCCGCCGCGUCCGGAUCAGGGGCACAUCGUGGCUUCGGAUUCAUCGACUUCCUCACCAAACAGGAUGCCAAGAAAGCGUUUGCCGCUCUGUGCCACAGCACCCAUCUGUACGGCCGCCGGCUGGUGCUGGAGUGGGCCGACGCGGAGGACACCGUGGAGACGCUGCGCAGGAAAACUGCAGAGCAUUACCAUGUCGCCCCAAAGAAACGGAAGCAGGCCGAGGUGAUGGAGGGGAUUCUGGAGACGAUGGAGGGGGGACAGGUGGAGGACGACUAAACCCCCCCAGAGCCAGACCUCCACAGGUCUGCCUGCCCUGAGCGCUACUGUCCCAGGAGAACCAUGUAGAUCCGCUUAUGGACCUGAGCAACAGACUCCAAGAACUCAGAGACUGCCUCUCUCUCAGUAACGGCCACUGGAGGACUUUCAUUAGAGUUGAGAAAUGAAUUCCAACUUCCAUCUCUAGACUCCUGUGACUAGUGAACUGAAGUGUGUUUAUACAGACUGGGGGUUGUGACUUAGAGAGGGGUUAUAUAUCGUCAUUGUCAUAUCUGAGAAGAUAGGAUUACUGUGUACAUUUGCUCAUUUGAUACAAAAUAGCCUAUUUAUGUAUACAAUUGAAGAUGAAACAUGUCAUUUUUGAAUUUUGAGAUAUGUUUUAUGAUUAAAUGUAAUGGUCCAA
This is a messenger RNA of Hypomesus transpacificus, 3353 nucleotides long. It is a transcript of the gene rbm19, whose product is annotated as RNA binding motif protein 19. Gene Ontology annotation, molecular function: RNA binding. Lineage: Eukaryota; Metazoa; Chordata; Actinopteri; Osmeriformes; Osmeridae. The record is from RefSeq and is a predicted model, not a curated record. The transcript is spliced from 24 exons. Bases 95 to 2950 code for a protein of 951 amino acids.